This is a messenger RNA of Echinostoma caproni, 669 nucleotides long. Lineage: Eukaryota; Metazoa; Platyhelminthes; Trematoda; Plagiorchiida; Echinostomatidae. The record is from the annotation of a GenBank genome assembly.
AUGGCCGAUCUCAACAAAAUCAUACGAGAAUUAUGGCGGAAAACCUAUCGAGGCAACGAUAUCGAUUAUAUUGAGAUAUGUAGUGAAGCCGAGGCGGCCGGUUCAGAUGCUGCAGCGAGUAAUGCGAGCCGAGCACGACGUACUUACAACUACCGAGUUGUCAUGGUGAAGACAAUCGGAAGUGGAAAUGUCGUGGGUCCUACGGCUGGUGCGCGUUCUAAGCGCGCAGACUUUCACGAAGCUCGAUUGGAUAUGCGCGGUCGUUGUUCCGCCGGGCAAAAAGUCCUGGCCAGUCUGAUUAUCCGUCUCGCAUUGGCUGAGGUAUUUUGUCUGCAUUGUGGUGUGCUUGCUUUGGACGAGCCGACCACCAAUUUGGAUAGGGAAAAUAUCGGUAGUCUGGCGGAGGCCUUGGUCGAGAUCAUCAAGGACCGAAGAGAACAAAAGAACUUUCAACUGGUAGUCAUUACUCAUGACGAAGAGUUUGUUGAGCUUCUUGGGCGUUCAGACUUUGUGGAAAAAUUUUAUCGUAUUUCAAGAAAUGUGCAGACUCUCGGAGAUCUGUCCGAAGCCGAUAACGGAAUGUUUCUACUAGACCGCGAGCUUUAUCCGCUGUUCACACUCGUUCAGGACCCACCUCGACCCGUAUCAGUCUCAUCUCGUAUUCCUUGA